This is a messenger RNA of Ostrinia nubilalis (European corn borer), 1037 nucleotides long. RefSeq lists its product as uncharacterized. The record is from RefSeq and is a predicted model, not a curated record. Bases 1 to 822 code for a protein of 273 amino acids. The transcript is spliced from 5 exons. Lineage: Eukaryota; Metazoa; Arthropoda; Insecta; Lepidoptera; Crambidae.
AUGUUAAAUCAUACAGCGUGCGAGCGGGAUAGCCAGACAAGUUUGGAGUCGGAGCUGGAACCGCGAAUGUUUGAUUAUUUCAAGAUCAGCGACCCGGAUGUACCUGCUAGAAGAGACUAUAGGACACAACCGGUGGAAGAACUCAACACAUCCGAUUCGUCGAUAGAAAGGCCGCAGUCGCAAGGAGUGGAAUCCUCUGCUGCGACCAUCCCAGAGAUGGUAGAAGACGCUUUGGAGAUCAUUAGCCAAGAUGGGGACUACAUGGAGAGGAUAGGCAUGGACGUGCGGGUACAAUGCAUCCUGUGCUCCUGGGCUGGCCCCAGGUUCAUAUUGGAGUAUCACAUUAGGAAGGACCACGCUAGUUUAGUGCUAAAAUCAGAUCAAAGUGAAUGGAGCCUAUCGUUUCCACUCGGUUGUGUGCUGCGGAGCCAAUUCUGGACCAGUCGCGUGGUGGCUUACGACACCACUUUAUACGUGGUCAGCAUCAAGUACGAAGACUUUGGAUGCUAUGUGGCCCUGUCGGUACUAUCAACAGACCCCGCCCCCAAAACGGGAUACCUAACAGUCUACAACAAACUCACAGGGGAACCUCACACCUGGACGGGGGAGAUUCACCCUCUUUCCCCAAACCUUCCCUACUAUACCGAAGCUAGCUGCCUAAAACUGGAUAUAGCCAGAUUAGACCUGAUCCCAAGCAGUGCGAACCUGAAACUGGUGAAUCGGGAGUUGGUGGUAGCGUCACCAAACAAAGUGAUCGUCGGAAGGCCUGACUUGGACGAAAUAUACCUGACGGUUUUUGUGAAAAUUCUGAACACUGUGUAGUGAUAUGUGAAGAUUCUUCGUGUUUUUGUAAGUAACUUUAUUUUUUAAAAUACCAACAUGGUAUUGUGUAAUUAGAAUUACUAAAAAAAUAACAAAGAUAAAAAAAUAAAAAAACACAGGCCUAUUAAGCCUUAUUAAUAACUAGGAAUGCAAAGAACAUUAAGGUUCCUUUCUCAUUCCAUUUUUUUCCGUGUUGAUACAGAAACAUUAAAAUU